GAGAGUUGGGUGGCUCCAAUAAUCUACAUGGUGAUACUGGAGGAGAUACUGAUUCUCAACAUCGUGAUGGGUUACCCAAUUCACCCUCUUCUUCAGGUGGGUUCUGUCAGUUUUCUCAAAAGGACUAUAUUUAGAGGACAUGAGUGCUCAACAUUAAAUUGGUGGAAAUAUGGAACUAUAUAUACAAGACAUGUUUUGUUGUUUGCCCCCAAGAAACUGUUCUCAGACUGUAGGGCUGCUGUGGUCUUGGGAGCAUUCAUUUCAGAUGAGGUCGGCCCUGCCACAUUGAAAUAUGAAUGACUCCUAAUCGUAUUCCCCCCUUUAGCUGCAUCAAGGGAUUUCUGAGGUUCAGACAGUAGAAAGUUUUAUCGGUUCGUAUGUUUCUGGCUUUAUUUGCUUAGUGGCUUACUGACAUUUCCCAUUUGUAACAGGUCCACAACCACAGAAUCCCCUGCUGCUACUUGGGCAAUAUAGUGAUGAUGAAGGGGAUGAUGGGUCAAGCAAAGGGCUUAAUGAUGCAAAUGUGCAAAGCCCCAUGCUUAAUGAAGAGGGUGUACUGGAUGAAGGAUCUAAAGAUUUGGACGUCAGUGUCCCUGUAGAUCUUGUUGCUCAGAAUAAUGGACAGCAAAAUACUAUACAAAAUACUGCUUCACUUGAUAUUGAAUGCAGUGAAAGAAGUGAAAGUGAUGGUGCUGCUGGUAAUUUGCAAAAUGAAAUGGUUUCCAGAGAUCAAAUAUAUGUUUCUGAAAGUGUUGAUGAACAAGUUGUCACUGAUGUUGGUCUCGGGUGGAAGAUGGUGAUGCAUGAGGAAAGCCAACGCUAUUAUUACUGGAACAUUGAUACUGGGGAAACUUCAUGGGAAGUGCCCCAGGUCUUGGCUAAUGCAGAUCAGUUGGCUAAUGACACAAUAACGCAUGCUUCUGUCAAUGAUAAAACAGAGAGUGCUGCUGUUGGUAAUAGUUCCAAUGUGCUCUCAGUUGCAACUCAGGAUGCUUCUGCUGCUUCCAUAAUUGAUGGUUCUUUGGAAGCCUCAGUGACUUCUCAUAAAGAAUUGUAUGGUCAUGGGUCCCAAAUAAAUGGAGGCAGUGUUAAAUGUAGCGAUCAAAAUCAGGUUUCAGAUGUUAAUGGAAAUAAAUUGACAAGAAAUGAUGAUCAUAUGAAUUUAUCCGAUGAGGGAGAUCCUUCAUCUGUUUCGAAGUUUAGUGUUGAAGAACAGCAAUUGGACAUUGAUUUUGCUUCUCGUCUUGUCAAACAGAGUGAGAGUUUGUUAGAGAAGCUGAAAUCACUGAAAAAGUCAAAUAUGCAAGGCCAAGACUCCUUGUCAAAGCACAUGCUCGAGAUUGAGAUUAGGCUCUCUGAUAUAAGGUCUCUUGCACCAUAUGGAUCAUCUCUGCUUCCGUUCUGGGUGCAUUCCGACAGAAAGAUAAAAUUGCUUGAAAGUUUAAUCAAUGAUGAUUUGUUGCAAAAUGCUAAUUCUGCUUCUGAUGAAGUUGCGGAAAAACUUGUCCCUGCCUCUGAAGAAUUGGGUGACCAACAGAAUGACUUGGGACAAGAGUCAGAGAUAGAUCACAAUAAUCACAAACGGAGCCUUCUUACUUCUGAUGUUUCUAAUAGAUCUCAGUUUGAUGCUUCAGCUGAAAUUUUAGAAGAUAUCAACAAUAAAAUUUCUACCAAUGAUCAGGAUGUUCCAUUGCAUAGUUCUUCUGGUAGUCAUAUGGAAACAGGUGUAGACUUUAAUUCAAAAGUUGAAGCAAUUAUAAAUCCUCCGGAACCAAUUCAUAAACAUGAGUAUAAUGUUGGUGAAGAUGAUGAUAUGGAUGUUGACAUGGAAGUUGAAGAUAUAAAUUCCUCAGGCAACACUACUGUCAUCAAUGUGCCUGUUGCAAAGGAUUCUGUGCAAACAGAUCAACUGGUUCAGUUGAAUCCACCCAUUGACUACCAUUCUGUGUUGCUUGAGGAGGGUGAGUUUGUUGUUCCUCCUCCUCCAGAUGAUGAAUGGAUCCCUCCACCACCCCCUGAUAAUGAGCAUGUGCCUCCACCACCACCUCCAGACAAUGAUCAGGUGCCCCCUCCACCUGGUGAUCCACUAGCACCUUCUUAUAGUGCUAUUCCGUCAUACACAGAGACAGGGCAGCCCCUUUCCUACACUCAAUAUAGUCUAUCUUAUCCUGGUGCUGCUGCUGAAUAUUAUGGGCAGACAGCUGCUGAAGUCCCAAUCAGUAAUAUAUACGGACAAAUUGCUAUGCAACCGCCACAGAUCUACUAUAAUAGUGCAGUUGCUAACAUGUAUAGUGAAAAUCCUCAAGUUAUGAUGAAUCCAACUGACUCUGUUGCUUAUUAUGCAGUUCAAGAUGGAGCUGCUUCAAAGUCCAUACCUGCUAAUAUUAUUGAUUCUGGUGUUGGUGGGGUUGAUUGGGCAUCAAGUGAUGUUCCGUCCACCUCAUGUAGCAUGCAUGCACCUGCAACUGUUUCUGUUGAUGAAGGUGUUUCGUUGCCUGCAGCUGCUGCUGAAUCUGCUGCAGAAAUUAGUGCCCCAUCAGUAGUUUCUAAAGCCCAAACAAAAGUUGUACGCACUAGGAAGCGAGCAGUUGCAGUUGGAUCCUCUUUAAAGUCUAAUAAGAAGGUUUCAAGUUUGGUAGAUAAGUGGAAGGCAGCUAAAGAGGAGAUGCUUGAAGAAGAGGAAGAACCUGAUAGUGUGUAUGAGGCGUUAGAAAGAAAGCGCCAAAGGGAAAUAGAGGAUUGGCAUGCCAAGCAAAUUGCAAGUGGAGAGGCCAAAGACAACGCUAAUUUUCAGCCUCUAGGAGGUGAUUGGCGAGAGAAGGUCAAACGCAAGAGAGCAAAAGCAGCAAGUGAAUCUGUUAGUACACCACAAGAUGCAAUUGAGAGUAACCAGCAGCAGCCAAAUUUGAGUGAACUCUCUAUCGGUCUCCCAGCUAAUUGGCAGGUUUACUGGGACAAUAGCUCAAAGCAGGUUUAUUAUGGUAAUACCAUCACGUCGGAGACAACAUGGACUAGGCCAACAAGAUAAGCAGUGGUCAUGUACACAGGGGUUUUGAUGCUUAGAAUAUUUUGUUUAUCUUUUCCUCGUUUUGUAUUACCUUAGAAAAACCAUGAUGCUUAUCUUUGAUUUUUUCCUGCCACUAUAUUAAAAUAGCACAGCCUAGUUCUUAUAUUGAGGGCGGGGUGGUCAGAAUAGCACCAUGGUAAAUACUGUUAUUCUGGAGAAAUUUUUUGUGUAUAAUCCAAAGAAAGGGAAGGGAUGUUAAUAACAAAAAAUGCCUUUAAGACCUAGUUACUAA
Molecule: messenger RNA, 3299 nt
Organism: Cajanus cajan (pigeon pea)
Lineage: Eukaryota; Viridiplantae; Streptophyta; Magnoliopsida; Fabales; Fabaceae
Product: WW domain-containing protein
Molecular function (GO): protein binding
Source: RefSeq, a predicted model, not a curated record